Colletotrichum gloeosporioides is the source of this 1203-nucleotide messenger RNA. RefSeq lists its product as uncharacterized. The coding region runs from base 1 to 1203 and encodes 400 amino acids. The record is from RefSeq and is a predicted model, not a curated record. The transcript has 4 exons. Lineage: Eukaryota; Fungi; Ascomycota; Sordariomycetes; Glomerellales; Glomerellaceae.
AUGGAACCCAAUGCAGACAUUGUUGCUGUAUUUGGACCGCCGCCGGACGGUAUCGACAUUGCUGAAAGCAGCAUCGCGCAAAACAAUGCUGCAGUCAUUGUUCUCGCAGUCCUCGCUUCUGCGGCUGUGGCUUUGAGAAUUCUGUCCAGGAUUCUUCAAGGGCAUGAUUUGAAGGCCGAUGACUGGGCUAUCGUUGGGUCUUUGCUCCUCGUCGGCGCGACGGUCGGCCUUAGCAUCGCCGGCGGUACAUAUGGCGCCGGCAACCAUAUCUGGUCCUUCACGCUCCCUGGUCUUACGAAGGUCUUCCAGAUUCUGUACGCCUACACUUUUGUUUAUGGCACCGCCUGCGCCGCUACUAAGAUCUCCAUCCUCCUUUUUUACCAGCGUGUCUUCAUCUCAAGAGUGCCCUCCUUCAGAUUGUCGUUGAUUACGGGCUACUUCCUCUCCAUUGCCUAUCCGAUCGUCAUUUGGGGAACUAUGGGCAACGCUUGCAAACCCUUGCACUUUUACUGGGACCAAUUCGUUGGAGCGCAAGGGACAUGCAUCGACCUGAACACAUUCUACCUCGCCCUUGGUAUCAUCAACAUGAUCAACGACAUCAUAGUUCUACUCCUUCCGAUACCACAAAUUUUGAAAUUGCAGAUGUCGGGGAGAAAGAAGCUGGCUGUAUGCAGCAUCAUGCUUCUGGGUAGCUUUGUUUGCGUCGCCAGUGUUGUUCGAAUCUGGUACCUCGACAAGUUCUCCAAGUCCUCGGACGUUACCUGGAUGAUGGGCCCCGUGUUCAUCUGGUCUGCAAUCGAACCGUCAGUUGCAAUAGUAUCUGCUUGCCUUCCCCACCUGGCACCUUUGCGACAUCUCGUCCGCCACAAGAUAUCGUCUAGUCAACGGAGUAAUGGCCAGUCCGGCCCAUCAUCAGCCAGUGCACCAUGGAGAUCGGGAAAGGGGGGAACAGGGGGUAACUCGCAAAAAGGAGCUGGUGCACUUUUCACGUAUGGAGGUUCGAGAUUCAAUUUUGGCAGUGGUGGAGAUGGUAGAGUGAAGCUUGACGAAGAGGGAGACGAGAUAGGUCUCACAAACAGAAUAACGGCGGGAGACGGUGUCGGGAAGAGUAUGUCUGCCGCUUCGGGGUCAGAUGAGAACAUCAACGGACGGUCCAUUGUAGUUCAAUCUAGUUUUGUACAGGAAAGUCUGAGAACUCGAUAG